Messenger RNA from Tigriopus californicus, 3588 nucleotides. Its product is annotated as regulator of telomere elongation helicase 1 homolog. The record is from RefSeq and is a predicted model, not a curated record. The coding region runs from base 134 to 2689 and encodes 851 amino acids. Lineage: Eukaryota; Metazoa; Arthropoda; Copepoda; Harpacticoida; Harpacticidae. Gene Ontology annotation, biological process: regulation of double-strand break repair via homologous recombination; negative regulation of t-circle formation; telomeric loop disassembly. The transcript has a single exon. Gene Ontology annotation, molecular function: hydrolase activity, acting on acid anhydrides, in phosphorus-containing anhydrides; DNA polymerase binding; ATP binding. Gene Ontology annotation, cellular component: nucleus.
GGAAUCUCUCUGCUACAAGUCUAUGAAUGACGUCACAGUCACAACAACACGAGUUUCAAAAACAAAACAAAGAGACUUGAAAUGAAACGAGAGUCGGAAUAGUGCUUGAACUGAUACUAAUUCUCUAAACAUCAUGGCGUCAAAUGGUAGCCUUCCUGUCACUUCUCCAGUGAACCAGGCAAUGUCUGCCUCAUCUCCUUUGAUCGUUCAUCAUCGAGGCCUCGAUUUAACUUAUCCCAUCAAGCCUUAUCCCUCGCAAGCUGAAUUCAGUCAAUUGGUCCUUGAUUGCUUUUUAGGUGGGAAGCACGGACUGUUGGAAUCCCCCACGGGUACGGGCAAAACCAUGGCCUUGUUAGCCGCCGCCAUCGCCUAUCGCUCUCAUCCAUUCGGAUCUCAGAGCUUGGUCAUCUACGCUUCCCGCACUCACGGCCAAUUGGAGCAGGUCAUUCGGCAACUCAAACAAUUGGAUCGCCUCACAGCCCGCGAAAGUCCAUUCCGAGCGGGUGUGGUGGGUUCCAGGGAGCAGCUCUGUAUCCAUCCCCAGGUUCAAGCCCGAACGGGGAGCUCGGAGAAGGUCAAGAUGUGCAAUUCUUUGGUCAAGAGUCGUCAAUGCCAGUUCUACAACAAUUACGCCCAAAUGGCGUCCACGGAAAGUGAUCGAGCGGGUGAUAUCUGCGAUAUUGAGGAUCUAGUCAAGACGCAUAAGAUGAAAAAGAUCUGCCCAUAUUUUGCGGCUCGCGAGCGUUCUAGUAAGGUCGAUAUGUUGUUCAUGCCUUAUAAUUACUUGCUGGAUGCGUCCAUUCGAAAGACGUUGAAUUUUCAACUCAAAGGUAGUCUCGUCAUAUUGGAUGAAGCUCAUAAUGUCAUGCAGGUGUGCGAGGAUUCGUCGUCAAUGUCCUUUGAAGUGAAAGAUGUGGCUGUGGCCUUGCAUGAGGUCGACGUUGUGCUUCAGUUUCUCGACAAGCAGGAGCCCAUUGAGGGCAUUAACUUGGAAGAAAUCUCCAUUGAAGGUGCUUGCUUAGUCAAGGAACAUUUAGUCGGUCUCGAGGAGACCCUCAUGAAAUACAUUUCGGAGGGUACGUGGAAGCCCGGCCAAACUUAUCCGGGACAGAGUAUCAAAGAGCUUCUGAUGAGUAGCGGGCUGAAUUCCGCUAUCAAGGGGCCUUUUGUGACCGCUUUACAAUCGCUACAAGAAGUCUUGGCAGUUCUUAGCACUCUCCGAGGCGGUCAAGAUAGUGGGCGAGGUUUGCAGGUAUUGGGUCAAUUAUUGGAGUUGGUGUACCCUGAAAAUCGAGACCCACUCAUGGGGUGCCAUCUCAUGAAAUACUAUCGGUUCCACGUGGAGUCUACAAAAGUGAAGAACAAUCUGAAGUUCCACCUUUGGUGCUUCCACUCGGGCUUUGCCAUGUCUAAUUUACGGGGAUGCGGGAUCCGAUCUGUCAUUCUUGCCAGUGGAACUCUCAAACCCUUCAAUGUGCUAGCGGAGGAAUUGGACACUCGCUUUGAAGUGCAAUUUUCUGGCCCGCAUGUAAUAGGCCAAGAUCAAUGCAUGGUCCACGUGGUACCUCAAGGCCAAGACAAAGUUCCUUUGAUCUCCACGUACCAAAAUCGUAAUAACCCCAAGUAUCUCCUUUCAUUAGGCCACACCAUUCUAGAAAUACUAAAUGUGACGCCGCACGGCGUGUUAAUAUUCUUUCCAUCCUACGCCAACCUUACGGCCAUGGUGGAUUCUUGGCGAUCCUCGGGGUUUUGGAACAAAAUUGAAAAGGCAAAACGCAUGCUCGUGGAACCCAAGGAGAAGAUUGCCUUUGAGCAAGUGAUAAACGAAUACCGAACCCGAAGCUCAGACGAUAAUGACCAAAGCCCGUGUCUCUUGGCCGUUUGUCGAGGCAAAGUGGCGGAAGGCAUUGACUUUUCUGAUCGCAUGGCUAGAGCUGUGAUCGUGACGGGAAUUCCUUUUCCGAACCUGCACGACUCGAGGGUACAAGCCAAGCGCAAUUUUUUGGACCAGAAACAGUCUCGAGACAAAACUGGCAUCUCAGGCAACGAAUGGUACAAAGUGGAAGCAUUUCGAGCCGUGAAUCAGGCAAUCGGGCGUGUCAUUCGUCACCGAAAUGACUUUGGGGCCAUCAUGUUCUUAGACAAGCGAUUCGGUGACCAGCAAAAUAGAACUAACAUCUCCAAUUGGGUGUCUGCUAGUCUACGAAGCAAUAUCGAUGCUAAAGAGGCAAUUAGAGCUCUCAGUCAAUUCUACUCCAAGAUGCAGGGAACCGUCAAACACAUCCCUCGCCCUCAAGCCCAUGUGGAUCGAUCGUCGAGCAUGAUCGGAGGAAAUAAGCGUCCGUUGAGCUCAAAUUCAACCGCUACACGGCCUCCUGCCACUAUUUCAGCGCCCAAAAAGAUCAAGGUCACCUCAACAGCCUCCAACAUGUUAAAGUAUAAAACGACGACAUUGGUAAGCCGAUUGAAAUUGGACUUCACCAAAGACGAACUUCGACAAUUCUUCGCUGCUCUAAAAACUUACAAGGAGGUGGGAAAUUUGGACGAUUUUAUUGCCUGUUUACGAGUGACUGCCCCCAAAGAAAAGCUCAAGAAUGUCAAUUUGCACGAAUUCGAGGACUUCAUACUCCAGAAAGACCUCGGGAAGUUCGGGGACUUUUGCCAAACUCAGCUUCAAGAGAGUCAAUGAAACACUGGCCUACAAUUAUCCUCACAGACUUGAUCUGACCCCAAAACUUUCUGCCGUCUUGCAACUUGUCAAAUCUUAUAUGUAUAGAGAAAGUUGCUGUAGACUCUUACCUCAAGUAAAUCCGGCAGUUAUGACAAAACUUUGCAGGAGGGACUUCUCUCGCUUUGAUGAUUAUGUGUAAGGCUCGUUUUUCCUAAGCAAGAUCUUAAGUGAAACUCAAUCCUCUCGACUUUGCACCUCUUAUCAGGUUUUUGUUGUCGUCCACGACAGCUGAAGAACAACGCACGGUUCGGUUCGUAAUUUUAGUUCUGGAUGAUUGAAAAGUCCGAUCGAGGUAGAGAAAGUAGAAUUUGAUUCAAGGUAUUAGUUAAAAUGACGCCAUUUAAGAUAGUUUUGCUUUAAAACAGCUUGGCAAGUUCAGGUAUGAUUAAGCGGGUCUACGGCCAAGCCUGGUGUAGUUAUUGCGAUAUUUGAUGCAUCGUUGUCUUGAUGAUCUCCACACAUUGCCCAAGCUCCUUCUCGGUCAUGGUGAGAGGAGGAGCAAAUCGAAUGAUAUCUCCAUGAGUGGGUUUAGCAAGCAAGCCAUUGUCCGCCAAUUUGAGGCAGACGUCCCAGGCAUCAAAUUUCUUAUUUAUCACAAUCGCAUUGAGGAGGCCCUUUCCUCUCACCGUGGUCACAAUAUCCUUCGGAAGCGUUUCCAACUCGCUCCUCAAGAUUGUGCCAAGCUUCUCUGCAUUUUGAGCGAGCUUCUCCUCCACGAGCACCUCCAAAGCAGCCAUGGCUACUUUACAGGCCAAGGGAUUCCCGCCGUAAGUGGACCCAUGUUGUCCCGGCUGUAACAGGCCCAUGACGUCAUUGUUGGCUAAAGCGGCCGCAACGGGAAGAACACCUCCCGACAG